UUUGAACGCAAAAUGAGUCGGCUUCUACAAAGAACGCAACAGAAUUUGGAGAAUUCAAGACUAAAUAUUAGGGAUUUUAGUUAUGAAAUAACACCCCCAUUUGCAAAGCAAAAUUCCAUGGCAAAUAUAGAUGUGGAACUAACUACUUUCAGUAAUGAUGAUAACCAAAAUAAUAAAUUUAACUCGGGGGAUGGUGAAAAUCUGCCCAAUUCUUCAAGCCACACACAAGAUCACAUAGACGAUUAUUCAGAAAGAAACAAACGGGUGCAUUCAAAACACAGAAAUGACCAAGUUUAUCCUGAAAAUAGUCGUGUUUAUAAGGCAUACGAGGCCAAAACAGGCCCCAGAAAAAAUAAAACACGUAUUUUAGUCGACUUUGAUGGACAUGCAGAUGAAAUAAUAGACAAAAUGAAAAAAGAUGAAAAUCUUAUGGGAAAUACACCACAUUCUCAGAAACUACAACGGGAAACAUUACGUGAUAUGCCGCAAUGUUUAACAGUAAAAAGAUGCGUAAAAAGAAAAUUAUCAAUGGUAAAAAACACAAAAGUACAAAAGGGUUGUUGCACCUCAUUAAAAAAUAAAAUGGGCAACAAAUUUCACAAAUUAAAAAACGAUUUAAAAAGCGUCUUGUCAGCCCUUGAGUUGUGGUACACUCCCCUAAAAGAAAUUGAGGGUCGUUUUGGUUCUGGAGUUGGGUCGUUUUUUAAAUUUCUACGCUGGAUUUUUAUUUUCAACUUUAUUCUCUCAAUCCCUGUGGUACUGUUUAUUGUUAUUCCUCAGCUGGUUUACGAUGAACCCGUUAAAAACAACGUCACGUUCAGAUUUAUCGACAUUUUUAACGGAGACGGGUAUUUCGUGAAAACCGCUUUAUAUUAUGGAUUUUAUUCAAACGACUCUGUGAAUUUAUCGGAAAUCGAUUACAACAUGCCGAAAGCGUAUUUUUUCACCAACAUCAGCACGUAUUUGGUUGCUUUAGUCGUGCUUUGUGUAAGUUCGGCGAAUAAAUACAAGAAAAGUUUCAUAGAAACAGAGGGUGGCGUUCACAAUGUUUUUGCGCAGAAAAUAUUUUGCAGCUGGGAUUUCAGUAUCGCCAACCGUGACGCGGCAAACUUAAAAUCCACCUCGAUCUAUAAUGAGCUAAGGGAGCUUCUCUACGAUGUGCAAAAAAUCGACGUCGAAGAAUCCUUCAUGCAAAAAUUCCGAACCUUCAUUUUACAGCUGACAUCAAACGUUCUGGUUUUGUUUACAUUCGCUGGCAUAGCUUACUUGAUUUGGUUUUGCAUGGGCAAAGAUUCCGCCAUAUUGUCCGCCAUUGCGGUGAACUUGGUUAUGGUUUUCGUGCCAUAUUUGCUGAGCUAUUUGGUGAAGUAUGAGGGUUACAAAGAGCCAAGAACGAACCUGUACGUAACGUUGUUUAGAAUUUUUUUGCUUGGAUUUUUGGUUAUUUCCGUCAUGACAACUUUCUGGUUAAAAAAAUCCAAAACAGACUUAGAUUGGGAAAGUUCCUUGGGCCAAGAAAUUUACCGAUUAUUUUUGUUUGAUUUUAUUUUUGCCGUAGUUUUAUCCUUUGUUUUUGGUGUUUGCAUGUUUUUUGGUAAAAGGGCGCUCGGAAGAGACGGUCGCUUCGAGUUCGACAUCCCGCGCCACACGAUGCACAUAAUCUACAGCCAGAGCCUAUUCUGGCUGGGCCUUUUCUACGCGCCCCUCAUAUCCGUCAUGGUCGUGAUAAAGCUCUUCCUCACCUGGUACGCCAACCAGGCGACCGUGCAGUUCUUCUGCAGGCCCUCGAGCCGGUCCUGGCGCGCCGCCCGAGCCCAGACCUGGUUCACCAUCAUGGUCUUCGCCAGCUUGCUGUUGGUGUGCUGCGUUCAAGGUUACGUUAUUGUGUGCGUUUCUCCGUCAAAACAAUCGGGUCCGUUCCAAAACUACAAUUUUAUAUACGAAAUCGUGACCACGGGCGUUUUUAAUUUGGAAGUCACGAGUUUUUUCUGGAAAGUAAUCAUUUUCGUCACCAAACCGGGAAGCGUUUCCCUAAUUUUGAUUGGGUUAAGCAUUCUUGUGUAUUUAUCGAAAAAGCGCGCUGAGUCGCAAAGGGAAUCCGUCGAAAAGUAUAGGGAAAUGCUAAAGUGGGAAACAAAAGAUAAAGAAUUUUUGGUCAAAAAAAUAACGCAAAUAACCCAAGGAGAUUGGCAUUGGAAUUUGCAAGAUAGUAGGGAGCAUGACCCAAUUAACAUGAUGCCUAGAUAUUCAAUUCGAAGACAGGACAGUCAAGACUAUAGGCAGUUUGAGCCUUCACCAUCACAGGUUUUAAUGGAAUAAAUUUUAUUAAUUACAAAAUACAAUCAUAUACUAAAAUAUUCUAAUUAGGCAUGGUAAUGUAAAAUUAUAGAUGUUAUUGUAAAAAUAACUAAAAAUAAAUGUUUU
Molecule: messenger RNA, 2424 nt
Organism: Brassicogethes aeneus
Lineage: Eukaryota; Metazoa; Arthropoda; Insecta; Coleoptera; Nitidulidae
Source: the annotation of a GenBank genome assembly